Molecule: messenger RNA, 1944 nt
Organism: Musa acuminata AAA Group (dessert banana)
Lineage: Eukaryota; Viridiplantae; Streptophyta; Magnoliopsida; Zingiberales; Musaceae
Product: plant intracellular Ras-group-related LRR protein 3
Exons: 3
Coding region: 89-1684 (531 amino acids)
Biological process (GO): signal transduction
Molecular function (GO): protein binding
Source: RefSeq, a predicted model, not a curated record
UGUAACAGAAAGCAGAAAGCCACUUCCGCCGGUCUCGUUCGCCAGCGAUCUCUCCAUUGGCUUCCUUCCCAAUUCCCUGAAGGAAACGAUGGAUCCAAACCCUAAGUCCUUUCCCAUCCUCUCCUACGUGAUGUCAAGGAUCGCCUCCUUCAAGGCUCCCCAAGCCGUCGACCACCAUGACGUCGAGCAGCCACCUCCGCUCGAUCGCCCCAUCCGUCGCCACGACGGCGUCGGCGGUGGCGACAUCGACCUGGUGGUGGAGCGGCUGCCCCGACUCCAGCACCCAGCCCUCCUCGCGUCCAUGGCCUCUGCUGUCACCGAGGUCGCCCAGACCCGCUCCGUCCUCCGCCUCCUCGGCGACCGCCCCGACCACGAGGCCGUCGACGCCGCCCGCGCCCGCGUCGCCGAGAUCGACGCCGACCUCUCCCGGGGGCUCGAGGAGAUCGUCCGGGCUCCCCGCCCCGAGGGGGUCGACCGGCUUCGGUGGCGGGCGGAGCAGGCGGAGCGGGAGAAGGGGUGCCGGGCGGAGGCGGAGCGGGAGAAGGCCGCGCUGCGGGCCGUGAUUCAACUGGACGAGAUGCACGAGGCGUACGAGAAGCUGCUGAGGGAAGCCGAGAACAGGCUGGUCAAGAUGUAUGGAUCCGCCGCUGAGGGCGGCGAUGUCGGCGACGGUAAGCUGGGUGCUGAGAUGGGACAGGAGGAAGGGGAGGAGGUGAAUGAGGAGGUGAUUGACAUCCUGCAAGGAGGGCCAGGGAUGUCAUUGGAGAGGGUGGACCUCUCAGGCCGCCAUCUACGGUAUCUUCCGGAGGCGUUCGGGAAGUUGCGAGGCUUGCUGUACCUCAACUUGUCCAACAAUCAAUUACAGGCUGUUCCGGAUGCCAUAGCAGGGUUAGAGUAUCUGGAGGAACUUCAUCUUUCUUCCAGCAGUCUGGUUUCGUUGCCUGAUUCAAUUGGACUACUGUUGAAUCUUAAGAUUCUUGAUGUGUCUGCUAACAAGCUCAAGUCACUGCCAGAUAGUAUUUCAAAAUGCAGGUCCCUGGUUGAGCUGAAUGCAAGCUACAAUGAGCUAACAUAUCUGCCGACUAAUAUCGGGCAUGAGCUGCAGAGUCUGGAGAAACUUUGGAUCCACCUCAAUAAGUUACGUUCUCUUCCUACAUCUGUUUGUGAGAUGAGAGCUCUGCGCCUUUUGGAUGCCCACUUCAAUGAACUUCGAGGGUUGCCAUAUGCCAUCGGUAAUUUGUCAAAUCUGGAGGUUCUGAAUCUGAGCAGUAACUUCAGUGACCUGCAGGAGCUUCCUGCUUCAUUUGGUGAUUUGAUCAACCUCAGGGAACUUGAUCUCAGUAACAAUCAGAUCCAUGCACUGCCCGAUACGUUUGGCCGCCUAGACAAACUGACAAAGCUAAAUUUGGAUCAGAACCCAUUGGUUGUCCCCCCGCUGGAGGUCAUCAUGCAAGGGGUUGAAGCAGUGAAAGACUACAUGGCAAAAAGACUGCUCGACAUUUUAUUAGAGGAUGAGAAGAGUAUGGCCGAAGAAAUGUCACCGACGCAAGCCGGUAAUGGUUGGUUGAUGCGCAGCACCUCUUGGCUUAACAGUUGGGUUUCUGGGGUUUCUGGGAGUGUUGCAGGGUAUCUUGGUUCAGGACAGAAGUCUUUCAGGGAUCCCUAUCUUGACCAGCAGUUGUGAUCAUCAAUCUGCUAUGUCCAAGUCUUUUAAUUUGUAUAGAUAACGAGAGAGAAAAAGUGAGCAGCAGCUACACUUUGUUUCGACACUUUCUCUUUCCCCCCCCAGAUUAGAGUCUCCUGCUUCUUCAGUGAUAAGUGGAAGCAAAUGACAGUAAGAAAUCCACAUGAUGUUUGUGUACAAAUUUGGCUUUUCCUUGAAGUUUUUUAUGCCUAUUAGUUUGUUCCUUCUGAUAAAUUUGAAUGAUUAAUGAGAUUGGUCCA